AUGCCACAAUUCAAAUGCUCCGAGCAUGACCGAAACACGAGGGUGAGUGAUGUUUUCGACGUGCUAAUAUCCAGCUCGUUAAAUGUCUCAAACUCGACGGCAACUUGGCACCCGAGGCGUCGUGAUAAGAGCGUCGCCCGUAAUUGCACGCACAAAGAGGCUAUUGUGCGGCGUGCUGUGGCGUCGGAGGCGCGUGCGAGACUGAUUGUGGACGGCCGUGGCGGCUUCCCAUGGUGUGUGUACGGGAACGUAUACCGCGCGCAUGGGACGACGCGACGGGGCGGUCCGCCGUUUGCCGAGGAGACCGGCCGC
Messenger RNA from Iphiclides podalirius (scarce swallowtail), 312 nucleotides. The record is from the annotation of a GenBank genome assembly. NCBI's taxonomy places the organism in Eukaryota, Metazoa, Arthropoda, Insecta, Lepidoptera, Papilionidae.